Oldenlandia corymbosa var. corymbosa is the source of this 753-nucleotide messenger RNA. The record is from the annotation of a GenBank genome assembly. Lineage: Eukaryota; Viridiplantae; Streptophyta; Magnoliopsida; Gentianales; Rubiaceae.
AUGCCGAUGUUCAAGAGAAAAACUAAAUGCAACAUUUGUGGCCCUCUACCCUCCUCUAAUAGCCUAAGAGUCUGCCAAGACUGUAAGGAUCACAUCACCAUGAGGGCUGAAAGGUUCGGUUAUGAAAGAGGCUUCUCACCGAAAAUAGUUGAAGUUGUAGAUGUGUUGAAAUGGAUCAAGGGAGAUGUUAUGGAUGUAAGAACAGAAAGAAUAGAGUUUCUGAGUGGAUUUGCUAAACAAUUUAACAAAGGCACCCACGCCGAUCUUAUAGUAAAGCCUGGAGACAAGAACCCCUCGUUUUCAGCUCAUAGAGUUCUCCUGGCAUCAAGGUCGGAUGUGCUAAAAAACAUGCUAGAUUCAGAUGAAUCCCGGGUUCAUCCAAACGACACCUUAACCUUUCAAGAACUGAAUCAUGAACAGUUGGAAUGCUUCAUGGAGUUCCUUUAUAGUGGAGAAUUGCCAAGUAAGAAGCUGGAAAAACAUGUUCAGUGUUUGCUAACUGCUGCGGACAAGUACGGGGUCCCGUAUCUUCAGAAGUAUUGUGAGAAACAAAUGGUCAAAGACUUCACUCCAUCAAAUGUACUUGAUGUCUUAGAAAUAGCUGACUCUGCCUUCUCCAACUUGACACUGAAGGAGGCUGCCCUGACAUACAUUUCAAGGAACAUGAGAUCUGUUGUGUCAACGGAGAAGUUUGCUGAUUUUGCUGUUAAGAAUCCUCAGUUGACAGUGCAGAUAGCCAGGGCGUGGACGUGA